Molecule: messenger RNA, 1155 nt
Organism: Tachysurus fulvidraco (yellow catfish)
Lineage: Eukaryota; Metazoa; Chordata; Actinopteri; Siluriformes; Bagridae
Gene: il17a/f2
Product: interleukin 17a/f2
Exons: 3
Coding region: 736-1155 (139 amino acids)
Cellular component (GO): extracellular region
Molecular function (GO): cytokine activity
Source: RefSeq, a predicted model, not a curated record
UUCACUUCCUUUCUGGGCCUCAAUCUUUUCACACCUAUAAGUCCAUUUGUGCAGCCUGAAUUGAUUCAUGUGCUUCGUUUGCUAUUUGAUUCACACUGUUUUAAGCUCUGAGGUGUGAGUAGAGCACAAAGCAUCCUGAUAAAUCUCUUAAUUCAUUAAAUUAACCUGUUGUGCGUAGAAAUCAAACUCACCUGAGCACAGAGAACAGGGAGCUUGGUUUGAUAAUGAAAUAAAUAAUUGUUUAGAUUAUUCUGUGUGUUCAGCGUUUAUGAUCUCGUUUUUCCGUCCAAGUGUCCAGAAGACACGUCCUUGUGUCACUCGGUUUAACUGCGGUUGUGUGUCAGUGCUGUGUUCGCAUCUGCAUCAAGAACCAGAGUGAAGAGAAGAACACACCAGGGUUUUGCUGGAACUCACUAAACGAUGCACGUGUUCAAUCUCCUCAGAUCUUUCAGAGCUCACACACCUUUCAGGUCCGGUUUCGUGAGUUGUGUGUCAGCAUCAGGUUUUUUUUUUACACUACUCUUUUCUGAGAAGUGGAAAAAUCAGGUUGAUUUGUCUUGUUACAGUAUAAACUCCUCCUUUCCUAUCAAAUGAUCUGAUAACAUAAUCCAGGUCAACGUUAGGGCACUUUAUCAGAUACAUCAACUGUAUGUCCUCAUUGCUCUAAGCUAUAAAUAGAGCAGAGAAAAUUGAGAAGCUUCGAGAUUUUAGAAAGUCGACUGAGAAGCAGAAACGAUGAGCUUAAAGCGAACGUUUGUGUUGUGCUGUGGACUUCUGAUGUUGAGUCUCACCCACGCCGCUAACAAACAGACGACGGUCUGUGACAUCGGUCUGAUCAUCCCGAAACACUUCCACACGUCAGAGUCAGAGGCGAUGGAAGGAAACGGCAACAUCAACAACCGCUCUCUGUCUGCCUGGAAGUGGAUACCUCACGUCAGCACCCACAGGAUCCCUAGCGUGAUAUUUGAGGCAGAUUGUGAGCAUCAUCACUGCACAUACCCAAACAUCCAGCAGCAAAAGGAGCUGAACUCUGUACCUAUAUACAGCUACAUGCUGGUGCUCAAACAGGACCCAAAGAACAGGAAGUGCUUCACUGUACAUUUCCACAGGGUCACCGUGGGCUGCACGUGUGUGUGGGAAAGAUCGUCACCGUGA